GUCCUCCCUCGACGGCCAUUCUUCCACCUACUGCUCGGCUUCCUGGCUCUCAGCCUCUCUCUUCCCGUCUUACAACAACAACAACAUCACCACCUCUUAACCUACAGACUGAUCGCCGCGAACCCUCGAGGUUUACGGCCGUCGCGUAAUACCUCAUCUCUAUUCCCACGUUUCCACCCUUCGCGCGCGUUCGCCGUAACAUGCUCCAGGACGUCGAGGACGCCUACACGCUUUACCAGAAUUCGGUCACCAAUCUCCUCCAUUUCCUCUCCAAUCCUCUAAUCCUCGCCCACACAGCUCCUCACCUCUCCGCUUAUGAUCGCCUGAGUCUUGCCUCCACGAACCGAGCAUUUCGAGAACUCAUCAAACACACUUCAGGUGUAUUUCGCCAUCUUGAUCUCACCCACGUACGCGCGGCGCAGUUUGAAAUUGACGGCAUUGAUCGCGGCGGUGAAGUCUGGCGCAAUGUCCAACUUGAUGAGAAUCUGACCGAAGAUGACUUCUACUCCGGUCCACUGAGAGGCAUCUUCUCCAGCAUCCGCCGACAAAACAUCCUCCAAGAUGUGCAAACGCUGGUCCUAGACGGCUUGUCCGUGACGGCCGAGCUCUGCCACGAAAUCAUUCUCGACCCGGCCUAUAGCGUGCGACUCCUGUCCAUCCGAGGCGUCAAGAACCUAAACGAGCGCAAGCUGUGCGCAUCUCUCCAAUAUGCCUGCAGACCGUCGCGACCAGAGGGCAUGCCCCGGCUGAAAGGCCUCUACGUUUUCGGUGCCAAAGACACUCCGCUGCCCUCGUUGGCAACAUCCGGUGUACCGUCUGGCACCGCUUCGCAUGCAGCGCAGAUUAGCGCAGGGUGGAAUGCCAAGUCACAACAGGCGUUGACAUCCUCGCUACGCAGCGAGGAAGAGGACUGGUACCACAGGAAAGGUCGCAUUAUUGCACGUCCGCUGGCAGAGGAAUGGGCCAACACUCUGGUUGACUGCCACGGCAUCAUUGCAUUCGACGCCAUUGCUUGCACGGGACCUUACCACAUGAACUCGCUUGCGUACGGCAAGGUAAGAAUCCCGACCACCGCCCGGCACUGGGCCGUGGCGACAGUCGCGUUGGGCGGCUGUGCCGGGUGCGGUGCUGCACCCGAGGGCAUGUCAGUCCACAAUGGGACUCCGGCGAUCCAACGUCCUCUCCUAUCACCUCCGCCUCCUUUGGCUUCGUCAGUCAAGGCCGCAACGGCACCGCAGCUCUGCACCGGAUCGGAAUCCUCCUUCAUUGCUCGAUGCAUCGACUGUCUGCGAGAGAGAUACUGCGCCGGCUGCAAUAAGUGGUGGUGCGAGGAAUGCUACCAGACACCCAGCGCCGUGACCGAGUUGGCCGACACCGAUGUGAUAGUCGUCGACGCCGAGGGCGGUGCUUGGGUUCAGCACCAGGAGCACGAGAGCCAGCCCAAGAUCAAGGCUCGUAUCACGAAGAGCUGCUGGGAAUGCGGUAGCAAUUGUCACGACUGCAUUGAUCGUACACAGAGGCUCUGUAGAGGCUGCUGUGGUGGCUACUGCUUGGUUCACAACGAGGGGUCAACCUCAACUUUCUGUGACUGUCCGAUCCCCACAACCUCGUUGACGCGUUCAGAUCGCUAACUCUUUUGGUAGGGUGCUCGAGCCGUGGUCGCUUCCUGCGACACCUGUAGGGAUGUAUCAUCUGGGCGAGACGACGGACUCCGAUCGUCAGUCAGUCACCGCAAGUCGCGGGGUUUGAGACCAACUGGAGCUGAGAGUUCCAGGUGACACUGUCGGGAUUGAAAUAUCCCAGGACAUCCCUCAUCCUCACAUUGUCUGACGAUGCAGAGCGAGGCUUCCAUGGCGUUCUUGUCAGCUUUGAAGGCCGAUUUGCAGCGUGUCUCACGGCGAACUUCUGUACUGUUUGGUUUUUUUUUUGCGUGGGCAACAUUAGCAGAGCCGGCGAGCCCUCGUCACGUCACCA
Molecule: messenger RNA, 1974 nt
Organism: Colletotrichum godetiae
Lineage: Eukaryota; Fungi; Ascomycota; Sordariomycetes; Glomerellales; Glomerellaceae
Exons: 5
Coding region: 201-1631 (476 amino acids)
Source: RefSeq, a predicted model, not a curated record